This is a messenger RNA of Lepus europaeus (European hare), 716 nucleotides long. RefSeq names its product adaptor related protein complex 2 subunit sigma 1 (gene AP2S1). NCBI's taxonomy places the organism in Eukaryota, Metazoa, Chordata, Mammalia, Lagomorpha, Leporidae. Gene Ontology annotation, cellular component: intracellular membrane-bounded organelle; AP-2 adaptor complex; membrane coat. Gene Ontology annotation, molecular function: clathrin-cargo adaptor activity. Gene Ontology annotation, biological process: clathrin-dependent endocytosis; intracellular protein transport. The transcript is spliced from 5 exons. The coding region runs from base 108 to 536 and encodes 142 amino acids. The record is from RefSeq and is a predicted model, not a curated record.
CUCCUGCCGGAAGUCCGCUCUGGCGCUAGGCCCCCCGACUGCAGCCGGAGCCGGAGCCGCCCAGUCGCCGCGGGACCUGGGCCGCUGGGGUCCAGUCAGGGGUCGCCAUGAUCCGCUUCAUCCUCAUCCAGAACCGGGCGGGCAAGACGCGCCUGGCCAAGUGGUACAUGCAGUUCGACGACGACGAGAAGCAGAAGCUGAUCGAGGAGGUGCACGCCGUGGUCACCGUGCGCGACGCCAAGCACACCAACUUCGUGGAGUUCCGCAACUUCAAGAUCAUCUACCGGCGCUACGCCGGCCUCUACUUCUGCAUCUGCGUGGACGUCAACGACAACAACCUGGCCUACCUGGAGGCCAUCCACAACUUCGUGGAGGUCUUAAACGAGUAUUUCCAUAACGUCUGUGAACUGGACCUGGUGUUCAACUUCUACAAGGUCUACACGGUGGUGGACGAGAUGUUCCUCGCGGGCGAGAUCCGUGAGACGAGCCAGACCAAGGUGCUGAAGCAGCUGCUGAUGCUGCAGUCGCUGGAGUGAGGUGCCCGGAGGAAGGGGCCCAGCGGGGUCUGGGCCCCCCGAGGGAGGAGACCGCACCCCUGCCUCAGGGCCACCGCGUGCGUCCCGAGGAACUGCGCCGUUGUCGUGUGAGGCCGUGUGUGUGCGUGUGUGUGUGCCUGCGAGUGCCUGGAGCCCUCAAUAAACCUGUGGUCCCACCCA